This is a messenger RNA of Aspergillus luchuensis, 1605 nucleotides long. RefSeq lists its product as uncharacterized. NCBI's taxonomy places the organism in Eukaryota, Fungi, Ascomycota, Eurotiomycetes, Eurotiales, Aspergillaceae. Bases 1 to 1605 code for a protein of 534 amino acids. The transcript has 3 exons. The record is from RefSeq and is a predicted model, not a curated record.
AUGCAUUGGGAAUAUUCUCUGGUCAUUCUCCUGGGGGCCUGCGCGGUCAGCGUGGACGGCUCUCCCCAGGUCGAUCUGGGCUAUGCUCGCUACCGUGGGGUUCGACUGCCUGCCGGGGUGGAUGAAUACCUUGGGAUGAGGUACGCAGCACCACCCCUGGGCCAGCAAAGGUUCCGUGCACCAGGGGAUCCGAGCAGCACAUCAUUCAUUCAGGAUGCAUUCGAGUUUGGGCCAACCUGCAUCGGCGUCGGAGAGGAGAUAAGCCCGCUUGUGGGGGAAGACUGUCUGUUCAUCAACGUGUUCACCCCCUCCCACGCAACCACCCUCUCCAGACUGCCGGUGUGGGUGCACAUUCAGGGCGGCGGUUAUGCAUCCAACUCCAACGCCAACUUCAACGGGACGAACGUCAUUCAACAUUCGGGCUACGACCUCGUGUUCGUCAACUUCAACUACCGUGUCGGGGCCCUGGGAUUCCUGGCCAGCGAGGAGAUCCGGCGGGAUGGAGACCUGAACGUGGGAUUGCUAGACCAGCGAAAGGCCCUCGCAUGGGUCAAGCAGCAUAUCAGCCAGUUUGGGGGCGACCCGGACCACGUUAUCGCUCAUGGUGAUUCCGCCGGCGCGGGUUCGGUAACGCAUCAUAUGACCGCGUAUGGCGGCCGAGCGGAGGGACUCUUUGCCGGUGCGGUGCUGGAGUCUCCAUUCUGGCCCACACUGCGCACGGUUGCCGAGAUGGAAUUCCAGUACACACGGUUUGUACAUCGCGUUGGCUGCUCGGAUGCAUCGUCUGCCUUGGCGUGUCUUCGGUCUGCGGACCUGGCAGCGAUACAGAAGGGCAACGUGGUGGACCCAUUUCCAGACGCCGCCGUGGAUCCGCCCCCGCUGUGGUAUUUUCUGCCCGUCAUUGACGGUGCGGUGGUGCAAGACCAGUUGUCUCGGCUCUUCGAUCAGGGCAAGACCGUGAAAAUUCCCGUGCUCGUUGGUGACGACACCAACGAGGGGUCGACCUUUGCUUAUAACGCCAGCGACGCGUCUGACAUGUCGCGGUUUCUCAACGCCAACUACCCAGGGCUGUCAUCUGCCAGCCUGGCCGCCAUCGGUGAUGCAUAUCCUCGCAUGCGACCCGUGGCGGAUCAUGCAGCCUAUUUCCCGUCCGCGUCUGCCGCCUAUGGUGACGCUGCCUUUACGUGCCCGGGCAAUCGCAUCGCAGCGUCCAUGGCAGAUCACCUCCCGUCCGGCAGGGUUUGGAGCUACCGAUACAACGUGCGAGCCCCCCAGCUGGUCGAUGAAGGCCUGGGUGUGCCGCAUAUCUUCGAGCUGAGCGCCAUUUUCGGAGUCGGCUUCGCCGGUAAUAGCGAGAUCACGAGCUACAACGGGAUCAACGCGAAUGCGGUCGCCACCGUGAUGGACUAUUGGAUCAGUUUCGUGAAGGCACUGGAUCCGAACCCUCGCAGGCGUAGCCAAGCACCGCGCUGGGAAGCGUGGAAGCCCGGCCUGGGGCAACGGCUCAAAAUACAGACAAACACUACCGCGAUGGAGCCAAUCCCGCCGCAGCAAGCGGAUCGAUGCUCACUGUGGAGCGCACUGGCGCCGGAAAUGGAGAUUUAG